Molecule: messenger RNA, 2574 nt
Organism: Cavia porcellus (domestic guinea pig)
Lineage: Eukaryota; Metazoa; Chordata; Mammalia; Rodentia; Caviidae
Product: extracellular calcium-sensing receptor-like
Exons: 6
Coding region: 1-2574 (857 amino acids)
Biological process (GO): G protein-coupled receptor signaling pathway
Cellular component (GO): plasma membrane
Molecular function (GO): G protein-coupled receptor activity
Source: RefSeq, a predicted model, not a curated record
AUGUCCCUUGUGGUCCUGCUCUCCACGGUGCCCUUGGUCAGUGCAGCCCAGACUGCUGGCUCCCUGCCCACCAUCAGACCCUCAGAUGUCUUCUCCACGGAAGGAGAUGUGCUCAUCGGGGCUGUGACCCCCAUGCAUGCAGUGAUGCACCAGACUCACGUCAGUUUCCAGCAGCCUCCAGAGCAGCCACUGUGUACACAAUUCAAAAGCCACUUCUUCCUGAAUGCUCUGGGCCUCCUCUUUGCUGUGGCUGAGUCUCGGGAGGACCCCAGCUUCCUCCCAAACAUCACUGUGGGGCUGCAGAUCCAUGACUCCUGCAUCUCAGGGACCCAGGCCCUGCGCAGCACCCUGGCUCUGCUGUCCAACCAGCUACGGCCCACGCCCAACUUCAGCUGUGGUCCCCAGCGCCUGCUCCUCGGGGUGAUUGGAGGCAUGACCUCGCCAGAGUCACAGCCCAUGGCUGAGCUUCUGUCCGUGUACAGAGUCCCACAGAUCAGCCACGGAUCCCAGCACCCCCAGUUCUCCAACCACCACCGGUUCCCGUCCUUCCUGCGCACAGUGCCCAGCAGCGCCCACCAGCCCUGGCUCCUGGCCAGGCUCCUGGACCAUUUCAAAUGGACCUGGGUGGGCCUGGUGGGUUCUGACAACGGCAACUUUGAGCAGCUGGACCAGCAGCUGCGGGCACUGGUGCAGGCCCAGGGCGGCUGUGUGGCCUUCUCAAGCAAGAUUUCCGGUCCAAACAGCAGCAUCCAAAGAGCGGCCACACACAUCACCUCGACGCCCACUGCCCGGGUGAUCAUCUGCGACUGCUACCACUUUCACUUCCAACUCUUGGCUGAAGCCCUGGAGGACUGGGUGGUUGGAAGGACCUGGGUCUUCUCCACUUCCUUCCUCUACAGCCCUUCCGUGCUGGACCCCAGGGCCCAGCGUCUGCUGGAUGGCAGCCUGAACCUGGCCAUCUCCGCUGGGACCAUGCCUGGCCUGCAGGGCUUCCUGCUGGCUCUGCGCCCAGCCGCACACCCUGACAGCAGUCUGCUGAGGAAGCUGUGGGAGCAGCUGCAUGAAUGCAGGUGGCCUGGCCUCGAGGCUUUCCCCCAAAGCUCUAGGGAAGGGGCUCCAAUGUGCACGGGUCUGGAGAACAUGACUGUUGCCCACCUGGCCCCCUUCCGACUUUCCGAUCUCAGCGCCACCUACCAAGCCUAUCUGGCUGCCCGAGCCCUGCUGGUCGCCUAUCAGACCCUGACCUCUUGCUCUGCAGGUGAAGGACCAUUUGUGGGAGGCACAUGUGCCCAGGCACAGGCUGCCAGGCCCUGGCAGCUGCUCUACUACACACAAAACGUCCGCUUCACCACCAGCGCCCAGGAAGAGAUUUUCUUCACUAGAGAAAGGGAGAUGCUGACGACCUUCGACAUCCAGAAUAUCAAGGUCCUUGAGGCACAGAGGGGACAGAAGGGCACAGUGGGACAUUUUAACUUCAGGGCACCCGCCGGGAAAGAGCUAGAGAUCCAGGAAGCAGCUGUCACCUGGGCGGGAGGAGGCUCCCAGGUCCCUUCCUCGGUCUGCAAUGAAAAGUGCCCUGUGGGGACCAGGAAGUCAGCCCUGCACGAGAAGUCAAAAUGCUGCUACGAAUGCCUGCCCUGCCCCAGAGGGGAGAUCGCCCCGGCACCAGAUAGUGCCGUGUGCAAGAAGUGUCCUGGGGACCAGUGGCCUGGAGUGGGGAAGAGCCAGUGCAUCCCCAGAACCCUUGACUUCCUGUCCUACCACGAGCCCCUUGGCAUGGUGCUAGCCGCCUGCACAGCCCUGCUCUUCCUCCUCACCCUGGCUGUCCUGGGCAUUUUCAUUCGGCACCACCACAGCCCCAUCGUCCGUGCCAACAACCGCCGGCUAAGCUACCUCCUGCUGGGCGCCCUGGCAUUCUGCUUCCUCUGCCCCUUCCUGUUCCUGGGCCACCCGGGUAUCAUCACUUGUGCUAUGCGCCAGGCAGCCUUUGGGGUCACCUUCACAGUCUGCGUGUCUACUGUGCUGGCUAAGACAGUUGUGGUGGUGGCCGCCUUCCACACCACACAGCCGGGCAUUCACAUCAGCAAGUGGGUGGGGUCCCGGCUCCCUAGCACCAUCCCCAGUGUCUGUUCCCUGAUCCAGGCUGCCUUGUGCACCCUCUGGGUGGCCCAAUGGCCCCCGAGGCCUAUGAACUCCACGGAGCCCGGGGCCAGCAUCACGGUCAAGUGCGACGGGGGCUCCGUGGCGCUGUUCUACACCAUGCUGGGCUACUUGGCUUUGCUGGCUCUGGUCAGCUUGCUGGUGGCCUUCCCUGCCCGCCGGCUGCCUGACACCUUCAAUGAGGCCAAGCACAUCACCAUCAGCAUGCUGGUCUGCUCCUGUGUUUGGGUGUCCUUCAUCCCUGCCCAUGUGAGCACCCAAGGCAAAGACACGGUGGCCGUGGAGGUCUUCGCCAUCUUGGCAUCAGCCGCAGGCCUCAUGUGCUGCCUCUUCUUCCCCAAAUGCUACAUCAUCCUUCUCCACCCUGAAAGGAACACCAGAGGACAAGUGCUUGGCAGACAAGAUCCCAAGUGA